Messenger RNA from Aedes albopictus (Asian tiger mosquito), 1172 nucleotides. RefSeq names its product epoxide hydrolase 1. Bases 106 to 1125 code for a protein of 339 amino acids. Lineage: Eukaryota; Metazoa; Arthropoda; Insecta; Diptera; Culicidae. Gene Ontology annotation, molecular function: hydrolase activity. The transcript has 6 exons. The record is from RefSeq and is a predicted model, not a curated record.
AACGUAUCGCUCGAAUAAUACGCAGAUAACCGUUUAGCGGCGUUUGUUCACUAGUCAUUUGGUGGUUCCAUUCGAGUACGGUUCGGCUAAAUCACACACGACGAGAUGGAUUGUCUGAAGGCUACGGCUAUGUCCGUCGCUAUCUGGGCUCUGAGUUUGUUCUACUCCGUCCAGGUGCUGUUCUACAUCGUAGUGCAGUUCUUCCGAAAGCCACAUUCGAUGUUCUGGGUCGUUAAGAAACGACCCUAUCCGCCGCAGUGUCUCCAGAAGCACGACUACGGAGUGAACAAGUUGAUCACGGUCAAUGGCGUGAAGCUGCACUACGUGGAGAAUGGAGAUCCAAAUAAGCCGCUGAUGGUGUUUGUUCAUGGAUUCCCCGAAUUUUGGUUCUCAUGGCGAUAUCAGCUGAAGGAAUUCGCCAAAGAUUACUGGGUGGUUGCUGUGGACAUGAGAGGCUACGGGGAAUCGGAUAAACCGAAGGAAUUGAAUGCCUAUCAGGUGCCCGAGAUGGUGAAGGACAUUAAAGAGUUGGUAACAGCAUUGGGACGCAAAAAGUUCACCCUGGUGGCGCACGAUUGGGGCGCGGUUAUCUGUUGGGACUUCCUUUCACAACACAUGGACAUGCUGGACAAGUAUAUCUUCAUGGAUGCACCCUCACGUGGAGUGGCCCACAAACUGAUGAUGUCGACCAAGGAGCAGUUUAAAAUGUCCUGGUACAUUUUCUUCUUUAAAAUGCCAAAGUUCCCGGAAUUUUUCGUCCGUAUGAACGAUUUGAAAAUGUUUGAUGUUUCGUUUGGCAAGUGCUGCACACCAGAGGAAGUGGAAGCUUACAAAUACACGUUUGCUAAGAAAGGUGCUCUCACUCCACCAAUCAACUACUACCGUGCCAAUUUCACCGCAAGUGCCAAGCGAAACGUCCGGCCACCGAAGGACAUUCCUCACGUGCCGGGUCUCUAUCUGCUGGGGGAGAACGACCUCUUCAUAUCGAAAGCGACCGGUCCGCUGUUGCAGAAACAGUUCAACAAUCUGGAGUUUAAGAUUGUGCAGGGAGCUGGCCAUUUCGUGCAGCAAGAUAAGCCAGACCUGGUCAAUCAGAUAAUGCGAGAGUUUUUAGCGAGAAAAUAAAUCCCGAUGGGCGACACGAAAGUGAAAGAGAGAAAGAAAAAAAAUAC